Molecule: messenger RNA, 1261 nt
Organism: Heteronotia binoei (common prickly gecko)
Lineage: Eukaryota; Metazoa; Chordata; Lepidosauria; Squamata; Gekkonidae
Gene: DUSP15
Product: dual specificity phosphatase 15
Exons: 7
Coding region: 111-755 (214 amino acids)
Biological process (GO): positive regulation of JNK cascade; regulation of cell population proliferation; protein dephosphorylation
Cellular component (GO): cytosol
Molecular function (GO): protein tyrosine/serine/threonine phosphatase activity
Source: RefSeq, a predicted model, not a curated record
GGCCCAGAGGCGCAAACCUCACCUGGUCUCUGCGCGCUGCCAGUAAGAGAGGAGAACUGCGCGAAAGGACGCCUGUUUUCGGCUACAGCCGCCUGCAGUCGCUUCAGACCAUGGGCAACGGCAUGACCAAGGUUCUCCCCGGACUUUACCUCGGGAACUUUGUAGAUGCCAAAGAUUUCGACCAGCUGAGCCGGAACAACAUCACCCACAUCCUCUCCAUUCAUGAAUCGCCACAGCCGUAUAUUCCGGGAAUCACCUACUUUCGGAUUGCUCUGCCAGAUAUGCCGGAAGCUAACAUCAAGAAGCAUUUCAAAGAAUGCAUUCAUUUCAUCCAUUCCUGUCGCCUGCGUGGAGGAAACUGCCUGGUGCAUUGCCUUGCCGGGAUCUCUCGCAGUACCACCAUUGUCCUGGUGUACGUCAUGGCGGUGACCCAGCUGAACUGGCACGAGGCGUUGGAGGCCGUCAAGGCAGUGCGGCCGGUUGCCAACCCGAACCCUGGAUUUCGUCAGCAGCUGGAGGAGUACGGGAAAAGCAGGUCUGCGCGGAAGAUUCGGCGACGGCUGGAGCGCAAGUACGGAGCGUCCCCUUUCAGCGAUGACGAGGAUAUCCGAGGCCUGCUGCCCGGUGACAAAAGAGUUCCCACUGACCUGCCUCGGCAAACUCUGGUGCCCGAGAGUCACAGUACCAAGCCCACGGGCCCCUUCCUGCUGCGAGUGAAGGAGACGUUCUCCUGCCUCCCUGGGUGUCUGAAAUGAACCUCCCUCGGGCACGCCGGGAAACCGUAGAAACGACACACAUUGGACUGGCGGAGGCCCGAGCUGGGCAAGGAACGCACUUGGCACCCGGAAACAAAAGAGGGAAAUUUCAGUGGUAACGGACACUGUGCGGUUGAGAAGGCGGAGCUGUUCAGAGGUAACCAGUAUCUGCCUCGGUUUCUUUCGCCUGCAGGACGGAGGUGGUUAAUACAGGAAGAGGCACCCGGGAAAUGUUUCGCAGAUUGACUCCAAUGGCCCUCUGGCUAGCAAAGCCCGGUGCGAAGGCUUCGUGGCCUGUCUUGCGGACUGAAUUUUUCACACGAGACUGGGAAUCCUCUGCUGGUCAAAGACUUCCCAACGCAGGUUCUUUGGCAGGAAAACAGGAAUUUUUUCAGUUACUGUUGCCUUGAACUGGGGGGUGGGAGGUGGGGGUGGAAGACAAGAAACGGGGAAGACUGGUUCUCGCACAGAUGGUUGUUGCGCAGUAAACAGCUUUUCUAUGCAAA